CUCGACUUCACACGCCGCCUCCGUCGGAUUUAUGACAGGCAACCAAUCUUCGUCUUCACACCCUGGGGCUGGCCGGCUGCAGAUGGCCAAAUCAGCUAUUAUUACAACGGAAGGUAUGAACAGAUAGUGAACAUGAGAACGAUAAAAAUAUCUUCCUCGUCAAUGCGACAGGUUGGGUCUCGUGGGAUGAUGUUUUCCUGGAGUAUAUUAUCACUACACUCCUCCCAGUACCCAUUGCGACUGACUGACAACACAGCAACCUACAUCCAACCAUUGCUGGUCAUCAGAAAACUGCCGGCAAGUUUAUAAAUUGGCUAGAGAACUGGGGCUUAAAGCCAGAAUCUCGGUGGGUUACGCCUGUACUAGUUUGAAAUUUAUGUAGUAAAUCUAAAAGUGAGGCCCCGAUUACCUCUCUCCUCUGCUCUAUUGUUUUCUUCCGCUUUCUCGUCCCCACUCAGUUCCGCGUAGAGUGCUGCGUUUCGUGCGUUUCUACGACGAUAGUAGUAUUUCUGUACGAACCAGAGGAUUAAUGCAAC
Guyanagaster necrorhizus is the source of this 536-nucleotide messenger RNA. RefSeq lists its product as uncharacterized. Lineage: Eukaryota; Fungi; Basidiomycota; Agaricomycetes; Agaricales; Physalacriaceae. The record is from RefSeq and is a predicted model, not a curated record. The transcript is spliced from 3 exons. The annotation marks the transcript as partial.